AUGCCCAAAAAACUCUCCAAACAACCCACCUUCCCCGACACCACCCCGACCGCCGUGCCGCCCAUCCUCUCCGACGGCCAGCCGCUCCCCCGCGCCGUCGUCUUCGACCUCGACUACACCCUGUGGCCCUUCUGGGUCGACACGCACGUGUACCCGCCCCUGAAGCCGAACGCGGCGCACAGCGCCUGCACCGACAAGAUCGGCGAGUCCUUCGCCUUCUACGACGACGUGCCCUCCGUCCUGCACGGCCUCGCCCGCGCCGGCGUCCGCCUCGCCGUCGCCAGCCGCACUCACGCCCCCGACCUCGGCCGCGAGAUGCUCAAGCUCCUGCACAUACCUCCCGCGAGCGCCGACAAGGUGAGGAAGGCCAUCGAGUUCUUCGAUGCCGGGCUCGAGAUCUACCCCAGCAGCAAGAUACAGCAUUUCAAGGCGAUCAACAAGAGGACCGGCAUCCCGUUUACCGAUAUGCUGUUCUUCGACGACGAGAGCCGUAAUAGGGACACGGAGUCCCUGGGCGUGACUAUGUGGCUGGUUAGGGACGGUGUUACGUGGAACGAGGUCGUAGAGGGGAUUAAGGAGUGGAGGAGACGAAAAGGCGUUCAAUUGGCGUCCUGA
Messenger RNA from Daldinia caldariorum, 615 nucleotides. Its product is annotated as magnesium-dependent phosphatase-1. The record is from RefSeq and is a predicted model, not a curated record. The coding region runs from base 1 to 615 and encodes 204 amino acids. The transcript is spliced from 2 exons. Lineage: Eukaryota; Fungi; Ascomycota; Sordariomycetes; Xylariales; Hypoxylaceae. Gene Ontology annotation, molecular function: acid phosphatase activity.